Messenger RNA from Bombina bombina (fire-bellied toad), 2443 nucleotides. RefSeq names its product gastrula zinc finger protein XlCGF26.1-like. The transcript has 2 exons. Gene Ontology annotation, biological process: regulation of transcription by RNA polymerase II. The record is from RefSeq and is a predicted model, not a curated record. NCBI's taxonomy places the organism in Eukaryota, Metazoa, Chordata, Amphibia, Anura, Bombinatoridae. The coding region runs from base 171 to 1811 and encodes 546 amino acids. Gene Ontology annotation, molecular function: RNA polymerase II cis-regulatory region sequence-specific DNA binding; DNA-binding transcription factor activity, RNA polymerase II-specific.
CUAGGUGAAAAUUAUGCUCCUUACAGGAAAUAAUCCCUAGUGGCCCUUCUUGAUCGCUAAUACGAUUAACAAGUUUUGUGCCCGACGAGGGCCACACUCGGGUGCACAGAUCCAGGCGGGAUAAACACUUGAAUAGUUCAUAUCCAUCCUUCACUACAGGAAACAUCAGAAUGAAACCACAAACUCCAAAAGUCUUAGACACUAAUGACUAUUCACAAACAUUGGGGAUAUCACAGCAGAUAUUUAGAGAAGAUUGUGAAUUGGCAGGAACUGUGAAGCAAUCAUUAUGUACAGAGAGUAAUUUAGUCAUCAAACAAGAGGACAACAUUUAUGACUUAUCUAGUGAAAUUAUUAUCCCAGAGGAAAAAGCACACACACUUACUGAGUUUUCAAAACAUAUUAAAGAAGGGAGAAGUCUACAGUCUAGCCAAAUGAUUAAAACAAAGGAGAAACCUUUCAAAUGUACAGAAUGUGAGAAAAGCUUUAGAUUGAAGUCUCCUCUACUAGAACACUACAAAAUUCACACAGGUGAGAAACAAUACACAUGUCCUGAGUGCAGCAAAUGUUUUACACAAAUGGAUUAUCUGAAAACUCAUGAAAGAAGUCACACAGGAGAAAAAACUUUCAUUUGUGCAGAAUGUGGGAAAAGUUUUACACAAAAGUGUAAACUGAAAACUCAUGAAAUGAUUCACACAGGAAAAAAGCCUUUCAAAUGUACAGAGUGUGGAAAAAGUUUUACACAAAUGGAUCAUCUGAAAACUCAUGAAAGGAUUCACACAGGAGAAAAGCCUUUCACAUGUACUGAGUGUGGAAAAAGUUUUGCACGAAUGGAUAGUCUGAAAACUCAUGAAAUCAUUCACACAGGAGAAAAGCCUUUCGCAUGUACUGAGUGUGGAAAAAGUUUUACACGAAUGGAUCGUCUGAAAUCUCAUGAAAGACUUCACACAGGAGAAAAGCCUUUCACAUGUACAGAGUGUGGAAAAUGUUUUACACAAAUGGAUAGUCUGAAAUCUCAUGAAAGGAUUCACACAGGGAAAAAGCCUUUCACAUGUACUGAGUGUGGAAAAAGUUUUACACGAAUGGAUAGUCUGAAAACUCAUGAAAGACUUCACACAGGAGAAAAGCCUUUCACAUGUACUGAGUGUGGGAAAUGUUUUACACGAAAGAGUGAUCUGAAAACUCAUGAAAGACUUCACACAGGAGAAAAGCCUUUCACAUGUACUGAGUGUGGGAAAUGUUUUACACAAAUUAAUGAUCUGAAAAAGCAUGAAAGGAUUCACACAGGAGAAAAGCCUUUCACAUGUACUGAGUGUGGGAAAUGUUUUACACAAAUUAAUGAUCUGAAAAAGCAUGAAAGGAUUCACACAGGAGAAAAGCCUUUCACAUGUACUGAGUGUGGGAAAUGUUUUACACAAACUAAUGAUCUGAAAAAGCAUGAAAGGAUUCACACAGGAGAAAAGCCUUUCACAUGUACUGAGUGUGGAAAAAGUUUUACACAAAAGAGUGAUCUGAAAAAGCAUGAAAGGAUUCACACAGGAGAAAAGCCUUUCACAUGUACUGAGUGUGGAAAAAGUUUUACACUAAUGCAUCGUCUGAAAACUCAUGAAAGUAUUCACACAGGAGAAAAGCCUUUCACAUGUACUGAGUGUGGGAAAUGUUUUACACAAAUUAAUGAUCUGAAAAAGCAUGAAAGGAUUCACACAGGAGAAAAGCCUUUCACAUGUACUGAGUGUGGAAAAUGUUUUACAGAAAAGAGCGAUCUGAAAAAGCAUGAAAGGAUUCACAAGGGAAGAAACCUUUCACAUGUUUAGAAAGUAGAAAAAAGGUUUUAAUGAAAUCAGGUAUCACAAAACACUAACGGCUAGAUUACGAGUUCUGCGUUAGCCUUAAAAAACAGCGUUAAGGGGUCCUAAUGCUGCUUUUUAAUGCCUGCUGGUUUUACGAGUCUAGCAGGUACAGGUGUACCGCUCACUUUUUUUCCACGACUCGAGGCUACCGCAAAUCCCCUUACGUCAAUUGUGUAUCCUAUCUUUUUAAUGGGAUUUGCCUAACGCCUGUAUUAUGAGUCUUGGAAGAAGUGAGCGGUACAGCCUCUAUCUCCAAGACUCCUACUGCAUAAAAAAGUCAGUAGUUAAGAGUUUUAUGGGCUAACGCGAAACAUAAAGCUCUUAAUUACAGUGCUAAAAGUACACUAACACCCAUAAACUACCUAUGAACCCCUAAACCGAGGCCCCCCCACAUCGCAAACACUAUAAUAAAUUUUUUUAACUCCUAAUCUGCCGACCGGACAUCGCCGCCACUAAAAUAAAUGUAUUAACCCCUAAACCGCUGCAAUCCCGACUCACAAACACUAUAAUAAAUUGUAUUAACCCCUAGUCUGCCACCCCCAACAUCGCCGCUACUAUAAUAGUUAUUAACCCCUAAACCUAAGUCUAACCCUAAC